UUCUACCGCUAGGUAGCAGCAGCAGUUCACCGCUAAAGUUUGUAAACAAAACCUCGUUGGAAACUCGUGGUUUUUAGCGUUUGAUUUUGAGUUCGUUUUUCUUUCCAGAAUUUGAUAUUUUUAACUUUAUCAGUUCAAUCCACUCGGUACUUACGUUAAGAUUGCAUCCUCCACACACGGGAACCAGAUUCACAACAUGUCAGAUGCAAUUUUCUGUGAGCUGAGGAACUUAUGCGAACAGAUGAUAACAGCCAUCUGAAGUCCUCAUCCAGUGAAUAGGAGCUUCAUGAUUCUUUGCCUGAAGUCAUUUUUGCACCGUGUCACAUGAAUGUCUGCCUAUUUAAGGUAAGAGGAGGAUUUUAUUGGACCUAAGAAUGGAGGUUUGUGAUCUCAUAACAACUCCAUCGCAACGCCCACGGAAUUUUGCUGUUGUUAUCAAUGUAAUCGAAGCCAAGAACUUAGCAUGGCAGCACUCCGAUUCCUACGUCUCUGUCAAAAUUGGUAGUGAAUUUCGACUGACCCAGACCCAGCGAAACACAAGCAGACCAUUCUUCAAUGAGUUCUUCACUUUUGAUUAUUUUCUACCCCUGGACUCAUUGCUCGAAAAACGAUUAACCUUAAGUAUAAAAUUGGGUUCGAGGAAAGCUCUCUGUAUCCAGAAAAUGCUUGGCAAUGUCAGGAUGGAUCUCGGAUUAGUUUGGAUACAAAAACAUCAUCAGUUUUAUCAUAAGUGGGCACCUUUGACGCAUCCGAAUAAAAGCAGCAGUCAGGUUCAAGGUUACUUAAAAGUAGACAUCGCAAUUUUGGAAAAAGGUGAAUUCAUGCGUAUUCCGUUCUUUAAGGGUGACACUGAUUUCAUUCAAGGGAACAUGCUCCAGCCCUGUCCGAGAGACGUUUCUGACCCGAUGAUUGGUGUCUACAAAAUCUACAUCUACUCAGGAAGCAACUUCAAGUCUCACCACAAAAAAACCCUAGCUACUGAUCCUCAACCCACUCAUUCUGGAAAGAUUGAUUUGGUUGUUUCGUUCGCUGGCUUUAAGGUUUCAACAUCAAGUAAAAUGAAUGCCAAGAAAGUUUACUGGGACGAACUUUUCACUUUCACCGAAGUUUACCCUCCGAUGUACCAAGUCAUCAAAUUGUCUGUCAGGAUAAACGGUGAUGAGGUUUGCUACAGAAUGAUUUUCAUGAAAGAUAUAUGGUACUGUUCUGCAACAGGAUAUCUGCCUUCUUUUGGUCCAGCGUACAUUCAUUUCUAUGAUGACAGUAGGUUUUAUCAAGGAUCUGUUUUGUUGGCAAUCACAAGUGAAAAAAUGGACAGUUCGUUACUCCCCAGACGUAUGCUGGUUUGUUUUCAAAAACACCAACUCUCUGGUUUUGAUGAGAAAGAGAAUUUAACUUUCAUGGAUUACAUUGUUUUUGGAACAAUCUUUGAAGUCUCAAUGUUGCGGGAAAAUCUCUGCCCAGGAAAGGAUCUGUGUGUCUCUAUGAGCAUAGGCAGUCAUGGUAGAUCAGUCAUUCAGAACGAAGAAUCGUUUAAUACAACAUUACAAAUGGAAUGUGAACCCAGUCUUGGCGGAUUUUGGACCUUGAGAAUUGGGAAAUUUAAGCCAUGCAUUUUUCUGAGAUCCUCUUGGCCAGACGCUCAAUACCGAUUUUACAUGUCCAAUAGUUUGGAAAAGAUGGCUUCAUUGAUGAGGAAAGGCCUUUCCUCAUCCAGGAAACAAAUAUGUGUCGGUAACUUAGCUUUAGCUCACGAACAACUGGACAAAAUGAUGGAGGAGCUCAGAAUUAUGUGCAGUGAUAAUAAGUCUCUCCCUCUUGGUUCUACGUACCAGGAUAAAACUAGGGCAAGGGCUUUCCAAGCACUUCUUGAGUCAAUCAUCAAAGCAAUAUCUUCACAUUACUGGAAAGAAACCAUCACUGAAAAAUUUCAUACAGCGUGUGGUAUGCUGAGUCACAUCGAAGAGCUUGUCAAUGAUCCCCAGGAAACGUUUCCAGACAUAGUCCUCAAUUUGUGGAAAAACAAGGAGCUCAUUUCAAACUGCAGGAUUUCUGCCAAAGAUAUACUGCACGCCGAUAAUGAUAUCUGGAGUGGAAAGUCUUGCGGGAAAGUAUUAACUAUUUUUUUCAAGCGGACAACGGAAGAUGCACAAUUGGAGGUGAAUGGUAAGGUUGAAAUAUUUCUGUGGCUUGGAUUGGCAGCAAAUAUUGGAAAAUGUUUAGAGCGUUUACCAGAAGGAAGCGAGGACUUGUCUGGUUUCUAUGAAUUACCUCGGUAUAUUCGCUAUCCAAACUCAAGUAUCUUUGAAUGUCGAGCCCAUAUCUAUCAAGGCCAAUUUGAACUAAGGAAUUUGAGGAGAGGCCUCGACCACUUUCACCCAUCCAUCAGAAUUGUUAUGGCGAGCGAAACACAAACAACACAGGUUGUGAAACAUUCUGUCACACCAAUUUGGGAUGAAAUGCUCGUGUUUAACAGAAUUGUUCGUCACCGCAGCAGUAAUUACCUGAAGGAACAUCCACCAGCCGUUGUCAUUGAGCUUCUUCACAAUUCGGAGGAACAAGAAAAACUUGUUGGUAUUGCUACUGCUUUGCCUGUCGUGCAUUUGCUCGCCGAUAAAAGCAAACCCCAAUAUCCGCCAAAAAUGGACUGGCACAGCAUUUAUGAUGGUUAUAAUAAACAGAUUGGAGAAAUUUUGGCUUUGUUUGAAUACCAUCAGAUCUCUGAUGAUGCUUCAUCUCUAGAAUCAGAGAAGAAUUCAGUUUUAAAAAAAACCGUUAGCUCUGUUUCUUAUGAAGAAAUCAUUGAAUCCAACUCAUCUGUUUUUCAUGAAAGUAAGAGUAAUUUCCAAAACACUCCAAGAACGAAAGAAACUUCGCAGAAAAUGCUGGAAAAAGAUGUCCCUCCUACCAGUGCCAGAUUGUCCAACAAGGAAACGCAACAGAUAAGUGAAAAAAACUCAUCGGAAUCGGUCAGCUCAGAAUACUCAGAUAGUGCAACUACUCAACGACGUCAUGCAGAUGAAAAACUCAAACGCAGAGAUUUGGGCGUAAAAAGUAGUGGAAGUUUCAUGGUCAUUGAGUUUCCUCCGAAAGCGGGGGCUCCAGAAAAAAAGAUACACUCGCCUUUUAGAAACAUACCAUUUGAUGAUCAGACAGAUGCCUCAGACAAAAAUUCUGUCUCGAAAAAGACUGCUGAAGUCCGAAGAUCAACUUCGGAAAGAGGAGGAGGUAGCAUGAUGGACAGACCUAAAACGAAGCCUUUUCCUAAGUUCGGACGUUUUAAAAGAGAAAAAAGAAUCAGAAAUGUCAGUUAUAAGAAACGGAUCAAGGAAAUAUUCGGAACAUCCGCUACUAUUUCCUCAGUGGAGGAAUCAUCGGAUGAAAUAGUUUUGCAAUGGAAGAACCAUUUCAGCAAUGCGGCGAGAAACAAUCCUCAAAUAAAUUUGUUUAAUCAGGAGUUGCUUGUUAGCAAUCAGUCUCCCAAGACUUUCCAAAAUGGGAAAAGAGAAAUUACGAAGGACCCAGCUGGAAUAAAGUUAAAAGAUGCAGUAUUUGAGCUUUGGCAAUCCAGAAAAGUCUUACAAGAGCAAAGACUGUUGAAAAAACUGCCAAUGCCCAGUCCUUCUUUUUCUGAACAAUUGGAGCAACUCAAUAAAAAUCAUGAUACUUACAAAGUCAGAGAGGAAUUUGUCGUUCCUGAAAAAUUCAAAUCUCUUUUAGAAAAGAAUACAACUGGUGUAUCAACCGAAAGUGGUUUACAACAAUCUCAAACCGUCACUCAGGAAGACCUCGUAAAAUUUGAAACUGAAUCAAAAUCCACAAAUGAAUCAGGUGAAUCCAUUAAAUAUGUAAAUCUCUCCAACACUGACGUUAUUGAGUGUCGAAUGCAGGGAAUUACGAACAAUUCAUUUGAGAAUGAAGUGUGUUUGCUAGAAAAUUCUCAUGAAACAACAGAUGAGGUUGAUACGGUCAGCAAAAUGAGGAAUUUUAGUCCUGAAGAUCUGAAGAAUAUUGAUUGUAACAAUACAAAUAGUUUUAACUUUACUCAGUCUUCAACUUUUGAGAAAAACAAGGUUUUGACAGGAAAACAACCGAUAUUACAGAAAACAGCAUCGUAUCGGCAAUUGAAACAGCUUCGGAAAGUAGCAAAUGUCUUUGGAACAAACCUGGAGUCUUUUCCCUUGGAAUUUGAUUUUUUUGAGUUAAAGAUAACCAAGAAAGGAUCUGAGGAAAGUUUUUAUUUUCACAAGCGCAAUGCAAAACAUGAAGAAGUAAUAAAUUGGUCUGACUGUUUAUAUUUACAUAAAAGUAAUACAGAAAAUACAGUGUACCAGAAUUGCAUAGGGAAAAAUGAAAAUGCAUUUACAAAUCAAGUUGCAAAAAUGAAGACUUGUCUCAAGGAGAAUUGCUUUAAGCAUAAAAGUAUCUCAGGGAGAUAUGUUAUUUCUGGGGCAGCACCAAUGAAGACAGUAGAAUCAAUCAUGACAAGAAGGUUUAUUUAUUCUAGCUUUAAAUCUCAUUACAAAAUCAAACGCAGAGGUUUUCUACACAAAAUUGGUCAAGGUUUGCACUCUUGUAGCACUAAAACUGCCACGGGGAUGGUUCGAAAUUUCCUGAGCUGGAGUGGCAUUAGAAGCAAGCAUGAAAAUUUCGGUAGUAAAUCUUUCUAUAAUCUGCCGUUGUCACAGAGAACCAAAAGAGUUAAUAAACUUAAAACUUGGAAAAAGAAAUUGAGGGCAGGGAAUGACGGUGGAUCUCUCAAUGUAAAACAAAAUAAAAGAUGGCCCCUAUUUUUUAAACAGAAAAAUGCGCAUGCUAGUAACAAUCUUCAAGAAUUAUUUCUAAAAACCAGAGGAAAAUUAACGAAAUUGUCUUCCAAACAUGACUAUCUUGAAUUAAAAAGGGUUGUUUUCGACGACAGUCCAGAAAGUGAAGAAAGUUGGUCCAGCAAGCUCUCCAAACAGACAUUCCGCAGAGAACUCACCAGAAAUUCUGCAGGGGAAGAUUUUGAGGAAACACAGCCCUCAAGAAGUAGGAAAACAGAUCCUGUAAAGACCCUGCAGGCUAAAAAAAGUGUAGCUCGUAAUAAAGUUGAUAAAAAAAAGUCUAAACUGCAAAGUAUGAAGAGAUCCAAAAAGGAAAAAUUGAGAACAAAAAAAUCAUUCAAUCGAUUUAAAAAAUUUAAAAAGCCACUAAAGUCAAAGGUGAAAAACAGGGGCAGCCAAUUGAAGAAUGAACCAAGUGCAAGAACCUCUCUUAAGAAUUUUUUUAGCUCUUCGUAUCCUAAUCAGCACUCGAUGUUAGAUAAACCUUACUCUUCUCCAAAGCAUGAUUUAAAAAAUGAGCCGCAUGAAACAAAUCGAUCUGUCAAUCUUAAUGGAGUCAAAGAUAAAAGAGAAACAGUCAUUGACGUGUCAAAUCGCUCCAAGUCCCUCAAAUCCGACCAUUCUGAUCGGCAAAUCGACCAGGGUUCUAAACGAAAAGAUCUGAAAAGUAUGAGAAAAAACUUUGGCAGGAAAGUAAAAAAGUCAUAUGCAGCAGCUAAAAGAAAACUCCUGCCGAAAAACACCCCUGUCAUAAAUGAUCCGAAUUCAGGCCCAACUGAUGUAAGUGCAUUAGAUGAUAAAAACCGGAAAGAUUCCUUUGAUCCAUUGUCAAAUAGGCCCAGUCCAGAUUCCGUCAUAGAGGUUGUGGACAGAGAAUCAUCGACAUUAACAAACUCAUCGAUCUCAACGACCGAAGAUAUUCUCAGUGCAGGAGAUGGUUCAAAAAUCCAGUCAUUAAAGAAGCCGCACAAAAUCCGUGCAAAAGAAAAGUCUCAUCGUCAAACGGACCGAUCCUCGAGUAAUUUUCUGGAUAAAAUAGAAAAAGAGUAUCAGUAUUAUGAGUCAGUAUUUAAUACGAGUGCCACAUCCACCAACGUUCUAUCCAGGUCAGAUGCUGUGGCUCGCGACGAUGCUGAAGUACUAAGGAUUCCACACGGAAUCAGGCCCAUUGUUCAAAAUUAUCGAUUGGAGAUUUUAUUUUGGGGUCUGAGAAAUACGAAAAAAACCCUGAUACUUCCAACAGUGACCGUAACGAUUGCAGAUCUGUCAGUCGAAUCAAAAAGGAUCCGGAAUGUUCAAAACUAUCCGAACUUCGAUCAAGCUCCGACUAAAAUCAGCAUUACAUUGCCGAUAGAACAUUUAUACCAGCCUUCCGCCAUCAUCAAACUCCACUCACUGAACAUUUGUGGGCGUAAGCGUCUGAGAGGGUGGUACGUCAUCAAAAAUUUAAAUGAUCUCAAAGCUCGAAUGAUAAAAGUUGAAGACUGGAAUCGAGAGCGCAAUGCCAAUCAGGUUCUUAUCAAGCAGGAACAACUUGCUCAGUCCGAAACUGAGGCUGAUGGAGAAAGGACAGAAGUAGAUGUAGAGUCAUCAGCAGAGUCUUCAAUCAAACCUUUAAUUUUACAGAAGGAGUCAAUUAAAAUCCAGGAGGAGCCCAAAUCUUUCAAUACUCACAUCGCUCCGAAAGUCCAUGCAGUUGCGAGACAGGCGUACAAUUUUCCAAAGUGGAUGUGGCAUAAAGUUUACAUGCUUUUAAGUGCAAUUGAUGACGCUUUUCAAAAAUUUUUCCUCUACUAUUUUCUUCGUUCCAUAGUGCUUAUAGUGGUUUUUCACGUCACAGCAAUCAUCUCGCACUUCUCAUGGUUAUGGGCACCUUGUCGAUGGAUCUUCGAACGGUCCGAAGAGUCAAGUGAUCUGGAAUUGGAUAACUUUACCUUUGAGACUCCAUUGCUGUAUGAGCUUAAGGACGUGAAUGCGGAAGAUUGGUGGACAAAGUAUUUCAAUUCAAUCGAAACCAUGGGUGAAUUGAGAAAAAAUAAACUUUGGCUUGAGAACAAAAUGAAUGUGUUCAUGUGCGAUUGUUGCCAAGAUUUGCCGACAGAGUGUAGACGAAUCCCCAAGAAGAACAUGGUUAAAGCAGGCCUAGUAAUUUAUAAUAAUGAAUUGGAAAAGCAGCCUGAGUUUCAUGAGUUUCAAGAUGUUUUCAAGAACUACCCACUUCACAAAACUGGACAGCCGGUUAGCAUGGAUCCUAGAGAUAAUGUAACAGCCAUUUUUAAGGGUGCCAUCGUUAUUUCACCCCCUGUCCCAGAAAACCAUUUUGUAACGACACAUGGAGAUGAUGCCUCUUUAGGGUUUUUGCGCCAUUAUCCAAGAAGCAUGAAACAACCAGUAGUGGUACGGGUGUACAUCGUUAGAGCUUAUAACCUCCACUCACAUGAUUGGGAACUGAAGGCUGACCCCUAUGUCAACAUUCGCCUGGGGAAUCGGAAAGUUGCAUCAAAUCGGAAUGAAUACGUCCCUUCAGAUCUUCAUCCAAUUUUUGGCAAAUGUUUUGAGAUCGAGGCAAAGUUUCCAAGAGAUAAUUCUUUGACAGUGGAGCUCAUGGAUUUCGAUAAAUUCAAACCUGACGACACAAUUGGUGAAACAACUCUAGAUUUAGAGGAAAGGUAUUACAGCAGAUAUCGUGGACAUUGCGGUCUUUCACAAAAAUACUAUUCGAGCGGUCCUUUCCAAUGGAGAGACACGAUGAAACCUACGGAGAUUUUGCAGCUACUUUGCAAUAGACAUCAAGCUCGUGGGCCCACUUACUAUUAUUCAUCGGUCAUAAUUAAUUCCAAAAGAUUUCAUUUGACGAGGGUUGAAAGUGACAAACCUGAAGAUAUCAAAGAAAACCUUGCAUUAUCUGUUUUGCGGCGUUGGCAUGAGUUACCAUACAUCGGUUAUUGUUUAGUUCCAGAGCACGUUGAAACACGAUCAUUAUAUCGACGAGACAAACCUGGUGUUGCACAGGGUGAAUUGGAAAUGUGGGUUGAUAUAUUCCCAAAAGAGCCAGGUGGAGUUCUCAAACCAAUCGUAAAAAUCGAGCCAAGAAAGCCAAUAGAAAUGCAGCUACGAGUUUCAAUUCUGAACACAGCCAAUUGCGCUCUGAAAGACGAGGCAAUUUUCAGCGACAAACACUCAGAUCUCUAUGUCCAAGGGUGGCUAACUGGGAAAGGUGACACGCAAAAGACCGACAUUCACUACUAUUCUUUGACGGGAGAAGGCAACUUUAACUGGCGUUUCAUUUUUGAUUUUCACUGGCAAGCAGCAGAAAAAAUGAUCUACACUUACGAAGAUACAAUGUUCGGCUCAGAGCUGCGCAAAAUACCACCAAGAUUGCAUCUCCAAGUUUGGGAUAGCGACAAAAUUUUAAGCGAUGAUUUUAUAGGAAAAAUAAUUUUAGACCUCCUGAAAAUGCCAAAACCAGCCAAUGCUCACCGCAACGUCAAUCUCAAGAUGCUGGAUCAUGAAGCACCAACCAUUAAUCUUUUCUUAGAAAGAAGAGUCCGUGGAUGGUGGCCGCUCACAGAUACGAGCACAAAAAAUAGAAGUAACAGGAUAAUAACGGGCAUGCUUGAGGCAGAAAUCGAGCUGCUGACUAUGCAGGAGGCCAAAAAGAAUCCAGCAGGAAGGGGCCAUGAUGAGCCAAAUGCUUUACCAUAUCCUGACCGACCAGAGAUAGCCUGGAAUUGGAUUACUGGAAUUUUCAGCGUGUUCGAGUAUGUAAUAAUUCCUUUUAUUUGGCGUCAUAAAUUAGUCGUCACUUUUUUUGCUCUUGUCUAUUUUGUUGUACUUUUUAUCUACUCCUUCCCUGGCUAUGCUGCCAAAAAAUUCAUUGGAGUUAAGUGAUUCUAAUGAUUUUGUUGCUAAUAUAUACUUUCUAAUUCUA
Bemisia tabaci is the source of this 8757-nucleotide messenger RNA. RefSeq lists its product as uncharacterized. Gene Ontology annotation, biological process: plasma membrane organization. The record is from RefSeq and is a predicted model, not a curated record. Gene Ontology annotation, cellular component: membrane. Lineage: Eukaryota; Metazoa; Arthropoda; Insecta; Hemiptera; Aleyrodidae.